AUGAUGUUGUCCAGAGCCGUGAGACCAGCCCUCAGCGCCGGCAAUGCCGCCUUCGCCAGAGCGGCGGCGCCCCAGGUUGCUGGCUAUGCUACCUUGCGAGAAAUCGAGAGUCGGUUGAAGUCGAUCCGCAACAUCGAAAAAAUCACAAAGACCAUGAAAAUCGUCGCCUCCACAAAACUCACCCGCGCUCAAAAGGCCAUGACCGACUCGCGAACCUACGGUCAGACAUCCAAUCAAGUUUUCGAGGAGGCCGAGACGAAGCCGUUGCCGGAGAAGAAGUCCCUACUGGUUGUUGCGAGCUCCGACAAGGGUCUCUGUGGCGGUAUUCACUCCGGGUUGUCGCGUUAUGCUCGCCGACUCCUAGAGACUGAUGCCAGCCUGGACAUUGCGGUGAUUGGAGAGAAGUCCAAGGCCCAAAUCGGGCGGUCCAAUGGCAGCAACGUGGUCUUGAGCUUCUCCGGCGUGGGAAGAGAUGUUCCCACAUUCGCCGACGCGCAGGCUAUUGCAGACCAGCUGGUUUUGCUGCCGGAGGAGUAUGCGAGCAUCAAGAUCCUAUACAACAAGUUCAUCAACGCCACAAGCUACGAACCAGUUAUCAUCGAGGCAUACUCGGAAGAGGCCAUCACCGAAUCACCCAACUUCGCUGCGUUCGAGAUUGAUGACGAGGUCCUUGCCAACCUUCGCGAGUACACUCUGGCCAACUCCCUUUACUGGGCUCUUGCUGAAGGACACGCUUGUGAGCAAUCUGCGAGACGAAACGCCAUGGAUAACGCUUCCAAGAACGCUGGUGACAUGAUCAACAAGUACUCUAUUCUGUACAACAGAACCCGACAGGCCGUCAUCACGGGAGAGUUGGUGGAAAUUAUUACCGGUGCCACCGCCUCCGAAGAUAUGUAG
Molecule: messenger RNA, 897 nt
Organism: Capronia epimyces CBS 606.96
Lineage: Eukaryota; Fungi; Ascomycota; Eurotiomycetes; Chaetothyriales; Herpotrichiellaceae
Product: ATP synthase F1, gamma subunit
Exons: 4
Coding region: 1-897 (298 amino acids)
Biological process (GO): proton motive force-driven ATP synthesis
Molecular function (GO): proton-transporting ATP synthase activity, rotational mechanism
Source: RefSeq, a predicted model, not a curated record